Mesorhabditis belari is the source of this 372-nucleotide messenger RNA. Lineage: Eukaryota; Metazoa; Nematoda; Chromadorea; Rhabditida; Rhabditidae. The record is from the annotation of a GenBank genome assembly.
AUGUUAAAGAUAAAAAAUCUGGAAACGAACACAACAAAAUGCUUUCAAUUGCCAGCCGAUCCUCUUCUCAGCCCUGUUCCCGCUUGUUUGACCACAGAUUCUCUCAAUCAAAACGCCCAAGGCUGUGUGAUCCGUAGGAUGGAGUGUGACUCGGAUUUCGUGGAUUUCGGCUCAAUGGUUGAAUUCGACUACGAUUCUUCCAAACAAGUGAGAAAUGGAAAGUUCGAUGUGGUAGUCGUGUUGACGUGUAAUGGGACGGGAGAUGGAUGGGUGUUCACACCGAAUCGACCCGAAACGGACUGGGGCAGCAACACAACGGUCGUUCAUGUGGCUCAGUGUUUUGGGCCAACAUGUCAGAAUACGGGAGAUUGU